Molecule: messenger RNA, 334 nt
Organism: Staurois parvus
Lineage: Eukaryota; Metazoa; Chordata; Amphibia; Anura; Ranidae
Source: the annotation of a GenBank genome assembly
UCCGGGGAGACCGGAUAUAGUGAAUGCAGGGUCCGGGGAGACCGGAUAUAGUGAAUGCGGGGUCCGGGGAGACCAGAUAUAGUGAAUGCAGGGUCCGGGGAGACCAGAUAUAGUGAAUGCAGGGUCCGGGGAGACCGGAUAUAGUGAAUGCAGGGUCCGGGGAGAGCGGAUAUAGUGAAUGCAGGGUUCUGGGAGACCGGAUAUAGUGAAUGCAGGGUCCGGGGAGACCGGAUAUAACCAGACCAGAUAUAUAGUGAAUGCAGAGUCCGGGGAGACCAGACAUAGUGAAUGCAGAGUCCGGGGAGACCGGAUAUAGUGUAUGCAGAGUCCGGGG